UCACAGAGACCAUUCCCUUGAAAGAGCAGGAUGUAGUCCCUUGUAGCAAAGUAUAAGAUAUUAAAUGGAGCUACACUAGAUUUUAUUCCACAGGAUGCAUAAAAUUUGCUUAAAACAACAGCCGCACUGAUUCCUGUGGGGGCUGAGUUUCGAUCUAAGCUGGAGGCUGCCCUGCUGUAAGCUGAGUUGAGCUGUCAUGUCUGUUUACAGCCAGUGCCAUUAACCAUGGUGCUUAAUGCAAUAAGCGAAACCCUAGGACUUGUGAACGAAUGCUCAGAGCAUAUGGCUAAACAAAAGAUCGCAGUUGUUGGUGCUGGCUUGAUUGGCCUCUCAACAGCAGUGUACAUUUCAGAAUCUAUUUCCAAGUGCUCUGUGACUGUAAUUUCGGACAAAUUUACUCCCAACACAACGAGCGAUGUAGCAGCCGGAAUGCUUAUUCCACACACUUAUCAAGGCAUACCAAUUCAUCACCAAAAGCAGUGGUUUAGGGAGACCUUCGACUAUCUUUUUGAAAUCAAUAAUUCAUCGGAGGCUUCAGAUGCUGGCAUUAAUCUGGUGUCUGGCUGGCAGAUCUUUAAAACCAUUCCUGAUGAAGUGUUACCAUUCUGGUCUGAUGUUGUCCUGGGAUUUCGCUCAAUGACUGAAGAGGAGCUGAAGAAAUUUCCACAACACAGAUUUGGUCAGGCUUUUACUACACUGAAAUGUGACUGCCCAUCCUAUCUGCUAUGGUUGGAGAAAAGGUUGAAAGAGAAUGGCAGCCAGGUGUAUGCUAGACGAAUUGAAGAUCUGUGGGAACUACAUAGCAAAUAUGACAUAGCUGUCAACUGUUCAGGCAUUGGAUCCAGAGAACUCAUGGGUGACUUGGAGAUAUACCCUGUCAGAGGCCAAGUACUCAAGGUCGAUGCUCCUUGGGUGAAUCACUUCAUCCGGGAUGGGGAUGGUUUAACCUAUAUCUAUCCAGGAAUACACAAUGUAACAUUAGGUGGGACAAGGCAAAAGGACAACUGGAGCUUGGCCCCAGAUCCUAGAAGUAGCAAAGAUAUAUUUGACAGAUGUUGUGCUCUUGAACCCUCACUUCAAAGAGCCCAGGACAUAAAGGUGAGGGUGGGUCUGAGGCCAUCCAGGUUAGCUGUGAGACUGCAGAAAGAGAUACUGGUCCAUGAUGGGAAAAAACUGCCCGUGGUCCACAACUAUGGACAUGGUUCAGGUGGCUUUUCAGUGCACAGGGGCACUGCUAAAGAGGCUGCUCGACUGGUGGGAGAAUGCAUUGCUGCUCUGGAAGGCUCCUCUUUGAAGGCAAAGUUAUAAUCACUGGGGCCCCCUUUUCAGUUAUUGGUUGGCUAUUAUAAAUCUACUAGUAGUCCCUUUGGAAUGUUAUUCUAUACGCAAUGGAAGAAGCUGCGUGCCACAUUCUGAACUGUAGCCAAGUGCUUGUUUUGUGAAAAGUGUUUGCCCACAGGUGACAGGGUGUUUUUGUUUUAUUUUUCUGUGAGAGUUCAUUCAAGAGUA
This is a messenger RNA of Chelonoidis abingdonii (Abingdon island giant tortoise), 1509 nucleotides long. RefSeq names its product D-aspartate oxidase (gene DDO). The record is from RefSeq and is a predicted model, not a curated record. Gene Ontology annotation, cellular component: cytoplasm. Gene Ontology annotation, biological process: D-amino acid catabolic process; L-aspartate catabolic process. NCBI's taxonomy places the organism in Eukaryota, Metazoa, Chordata, Testudines, Testudinidae. Gene Ontology annotation, molecular function: FAD binding; D-aspartate oxidase activity.